AUGAGUGGAGCUGAGCAAAAGUACGGGACUGACUUUACCUCUGUAAGAAUUCACCAAAGACCAGGAGGGAAUUCUUCAUUCUCAUUAGGUUGGGGUGAAGAAGAAAAGACCCCGCCUAUGACUGAGGAAGAAAGAAAGAAGAAAGAAGAGGAAGAGAAAAAGAAAAAGGAAGAGGAAGAAAAGAGAAGACAAGAAGAACUAAGCAGAGCUGCUGCUCCUCAACCUAGAGCAAGAGCUCCACCUGGCGGCCACAGUAGCAUUCAAUUUGGUUAG
Blepharisma stoltei is the source of this 273-nucleotide messenger RNA. Lineage: Eukaryota; Ciliophora; Heterotrichea; Heterotrichida; Blepharismidae. The record is from the annotation of a GenBank genome assembly.